This is a messenger RNA of Salvia splendens (bonfire salvia), 489 nucleotides long. Its product is annotated as secreted RxLR effector protein 161-like. The record is from RefSeq and is a predicted model, not a curated record. The transcript is spliced from 2 exons. The coding region runs from base 1 to 489 and encodes 162 amino acids. NCBI's taxonomy places the organism in Eukaryota, Viridiplantae, Streptophyta, Magnoliopsida, Lamiales, Lamiaceae.
AUGAGAAGCACUACAACUCCAUUGGCAAUGCACUUUAAGCUGUCAAAAGAACUGAAGGCCGUUUGUGAAGCAGGAAGAAAGGAAAUGGAAUUGAUUCCUUACUCUAACAUAGUUGGGAGUAUAAUGUACCUGAUGAUAUGUACUAGGCCUAAUAUAGCACGUGCUAUAAGUACUACGAGCAGAUAUAUGUCUGAAUUCGAAAGGCAGCACUGGAAUGCCUUGAAAUGGACUUUGAGAUAUUUGAAAGAGGAUGAUAAAAUGGCUAUUUUGUUCACUGAUGAAGGUGGAGCAGAGCAGGAACCGUUGAUAGCUGUGUGUUGGAAGUCAAAUUUGCAAGAUGUAGUAGCUUUAUCUACAACAGAAACGAAGUAUAUUGCUCUUACAUCGGCUGUGAAAGAGAGUAAGUGGCUGAUGGGUUUGAUCCUUGAUUUUGGAUUGAGGAAUGUGCAGCAACUAUCCAUUGUGACAAUAGUGGAGCAUUAUGCUUAG